ACUGAGGGUCCUCUAUGAGGAGGGUGGGGGGAGCAGUGGGUGGGGUGUCAGCACCAACAAAGUGUCUAUAUGUGUCUAUAGCUCAGUUCAUUCUGAUCUUGCUUUCGGAGAGAUGGAACUUUAAGGAUAUGAUUCUUCCACCUCCCUUGCUGGCACCCAGAAAGUAAGCACAGGAUUAACUGGAGCUGCAGCCAUUGAAGUAUCCUAGGGUGUGUGUGAGAGUGGCAAGGGACCAUGAGCUGGAGGCUGCUGUGUGCGCUGCUCAUACUGUUAGGGCUCAUCGGUACCAGUGAUUCUGCGGCCUGCAGUGGUUGUGGAACUAGCAAAUGUGACUGCAGUGGAGUAAAAGGGCAAAAAGGUGAGAGAGGUCUGCCUGGUUUACCUGGAUUAAUGGGCUUUCCUGGACUUCAAGGACCAGAAGGACCACCGGGACCAUUGGGUCAGAAGGGUGACACAGGGGAACCAGGUCUUCCUGGCACAAAAGGAACCAGAGGUCCACCUGGUUCGCAUGGAUUCCCAGGAAAUCCAGGUCUUCCUGGUAUACCUGGGCAAGAUGGUCCACCAGGUCCAUCUGGGAUUCCAGGGUGUAAUGGCACUAAGGGUGACAGAGGACCCCUCGGACCACCUGGGCUUCCAGGAAUAAUUGGUUAUCCUGGAUCACCUGGGCAACCAGGGCCAAAAGGAGAACCUGGAGAUAUUACUGGAAUCGAUGUAUCUAUGAUCAAAGGAGAAAAAGGUUUUCCUGGAAUUAACGGAAUACCGGGUACACCUGGAUUGCCAGGGACACCAGGACCUAUGGGACCAAUUGGGCCACCAGGAUCUGCAGGACCUCCUGGUUCACAUGGUGCCCCAGGACCAAAGGGUGAAAUGGGCAUAAGUUUCUAUGGACCAAAAGGGGAGAGGGGUGAUCGGGGACCUCCAGGUGCUCCUUGCAAGCCUUCCACUGAACCUCAAGGAAGUGAGAAUGAGCAAGUAUAUUACGGAGAAAAGGGAGAAAAGGGUAUGCCUGGUGAAAACGGAGAACGUGGACAACCAGGACAAAGCUUUAAGGGUGAAAAAGGAGAGCCUGGCCCAUUAGGGCCUCGAGGCAAACCUGGGAAAGACGGUGACCAGGGUGAAAAGGGACUUCAAGGAGUUCCAGGUAUUCCAGGAUUUCCAGGACCUCCAGGAUUUGGUGGAACAAAAGGAGAAAAGGGUGAAUCCGGACCACAAGGGCCUCCAGGAAUUGUAGUAUCGAAUGGUGAAAUAGAAGUUUGUGAAAAAGGGGAUCGCGGACUACCUGGUUUUCCUGGCAGCAAGGGAGAUAAAGGACUUAAAGGUGCACAGGGAUUUCCAGGCAUACCAGGAUCCCCAGGGGUUCCUCUUCCUGGAUCUACUGGGCCACCAGGUUUUCCUGGUGAGAGAGGUGAAAAGGGUCAACAUGGAUUGCCAGGACUAGCCCUUCAAGGGCCAAAAGGCAGAGAUGGGUUUCCUGGUCCUCCUGGAUUACCUGGGCCACCAGGUGCAAUAGAUACAAGCAUAGAAUGUAAAUCUGGGCAGCCCGGAGACCCUGGAUUACCUGGCAAUCCUGGACAAAAUGGAUUCCAAGGGGAAAGAGGGCAGAAAGGUGAUAAAGGUGACGCAUGUCCUUCAUGCGAUUUAGUUCCACCAGGGCUUCCUGGACCACCAGGUCCUCAAGGACCUCCUGGAGAUCAAGGUGCUUCUGGUGUACCAGGAAUCAAAGGAGACAGAGGUCACCCAGGCUAUGAUGGGCCACCAGGGGCUCCGGGACCUCAAGGUAGUGCAGGCUUAAUGGGAAGCCCGGGAGCAAAAGGAGAGCCUGGGGAGGUGUUCUUUGAGCCAAGGCUAAAAGGGGAUAAAGGAGAGUCAGGAUUACCUGGACAUCCGGGAGCACCUGGAAGAGAGGGAAGACCUGGCAUUGAUGGGCAACAAGGACUACCAGGUUCAAAAGGUGUAGCGGGAACAAUAGGAGCAAAAGGUGAACAAGGACUUCCUGGUGAUAGGGGAUCUCCUGGAAACCCUGGAGAACGAGGAUUUCCAGGACCAGCUGGCACAGGAACUUCUGGACUACCUGGUGAAAAAGGAGAACCUGGCGUACCUGGAUUUGUCGGCAUACCUGGUACACCUGGUGCAAAAGGUGAACCUGGAAAAGCUAUAAUUAAAACUGGGCCACCGGGACCAAUGGGCGGUGCAGGCAUUCCUGGUUUUCCAGGAGAUCAAGGUGAAAAAGGAUCUCCAGGACAUCCUGGAAGGCCAGGAUCCCAGGGAGAGAAAGGAGAACCUGGUUUACCUGGUGUAGGGUAUCCUGGGCCUUCUGGUGAAAAAGGUUUUCAAGGAAUGCCAGGCACACCUGGUCAAGCUGGUUUUCCCGGUCCCCAGGGAGUUGAUGGAUUACCAGGUUUAAGAGGGGACCCUGGACCAAAAGGGGAACCAGGUUUAGGUCUUCCGGGUCCAAAAGGAGUGCAAGGACCACCUGGACCUGUUGGAAUUCCUGGAGAUAAAGGAAAUCCUGGAGCAUCAGGUGUGCCAGGAGAGCAGGGAUUUUCAGGUGUUCCUGGCCAUCCAGGACACAAAGGUGAAGCUGGCAUUGUGGGUGUUCCAGGAAUUCAAGGUCCUCCAGGUGUACCUGGCAUGGGACCUAAGGGGCAGCAAGGAUCUUCGGGACCACAAGGUCUUUCAGGAUUUCCAGGACCUGCGGGAGUUAAAGGAGAACGAGGAUAUGCUGGUUUCCCAGGAUUAGAUAUGCCAGGACCAAAGGGAGACAAAGGGAAUAUAGGAUCACCAGGACCCACGGGUGCUACAGGAAUUCCAGGCCAGCCAGGUGCACCAGGGAAAGAGGGUCUUCCAGGUUUUCCAGGACCAAAGGGAGAAAUGGGUGUCAUGGGAAUGCCAGGAAGCAUUGGACAACCAGGAGCCCCAGGCAGCCCAGGAGCAUUAGGUGAAAAAGGUGAUGCUGGUCCUUUUGGGCCUCCUGGCACAUCUGGAUAUCCAGGGACAAAAGGUGAAAAGGGUGAAGAAGGAUUGCGUGGUGAACCUGGUAAAAUGUCAGAAACUGACAAGGAAACUAUGAAGGGUAGCAAAGGAGAAAAGGGAGAAAGAGGUGAGAUUGGCAUCUCUGGAGAAAAGGGAUCUUUAGGUGAUUUUGGCAGCCCAGGAAUGCCCGGAAAAGAUGGACAGCAAGGAGUACAAGGAGAGUCAGGACCUAAAGGAGAAAAGGGUUCACAAGGAAUAAAAGGAAGCCAAGGACUUCAAGGACAAAAGGGAUCUAUAGGAGAGAUGGGUUUGCCAGGGCCUACUGGAGAAAAGGGUCAACACGGUAUUUCAGGAUCCCCAGGAAGCCCUGGUUUGGGAGGAAUAAAGGGAGAAAAGGGACUAAAGGGUGAAGUGGGUCUUCCAGGUAUCGGCAUUCCAGGGGUACCUGGUGUCAAGGGAGAUGCUGGAAGAGAUGGGCCUCAUGGGUUACCAGGUGAAAGGGGAGAUAAAGGAGAUGUUGGUAUUCCAGGAAUGCCAGGAUUUCCAGGUUCCAAAGGAGCCACAGGCCAUGCAGGCAUCCCAGGUAGCCCAGGACUUCCAGGAGAAAAAGGUGCCAAAGGGACCCAUGGAUUGGUGGGCAUUCCAGGCCAAAAAGGACUAACAGGUGAUUCUGGUGUUCAAGGUCCCCCUGGCCAUUCUGGAGAGAAAGGUGAACCUGGUUAUGAUGGAAUUCCAGGAUCACCUGGUGAGAAGGGAGAAGCAGGCAUACCUGGUAGGGGGCUUCCAGGACAUCCAGGAGAACAUGGAGAAAAAGGUUCCAAAGGUGACAUUGGCUUCCCCGGUGCACCUGGAAUUUCUGGUGUCCCAGGUAUCAAAGGCGAUCAAGGAUUGCCUGGUUUCCAGGGCCCUCAAGGGCCCCCUGGGUUCCCUGGGCCUUCAGGAAUACCAAUGGAAGGCCCUAAAGGUGAAAAAGGACAGCCAGGUCAAGCAGGAUAUCCAGGUUCUCCAGGCCCUGUUGGACUUCCAGGUCAUACUGGACAGGAUGGUUUAAAAGGUGAAAAAGGAGAAAGAGGAUGGCCUGGAGCACUUGGUUUUCAAGGGAUUAAAGGAGACACUGGAAAUCAAGGACCAUCAGGAGAUGCAGGCCCUUCAGGUAUUACUGGUCAAAAAGGAGAUACAGGACCUCCAGGAAUUCCAGGGUUUCCAGGUUUAAAAGGUUCUUUAGGUAUAUCUGGAGAAAAAGGUGAUCGUGGUGACCAAGGGAUAACUGGACCCAAAGGUGACUUAGGUCCUCCUGGACCUGCUGGUACACACACUGUCACUAAAGGAGAAUCCGGAGAACCUGGACCUCAGGGUCCUUCUGGUCCUAGAGGAAUUCAAGGAUUGCCUGGUCCAAAAGGCGACAAAGGUGUAACUGGUGCUUCUGGGCUGCCUGGACCAAGUGGUAUACCAGGGAUACAUGGCACCCCAGGACAAAAAGGAGAGACUGGACCAAGUGGUCCAACAGGUCAGACAGGAUACCCUGGCCCCCCAGGCAGUGAUGGCUUGCCUGGACCUAUAGGCUUGCCUGGAUCACCAUCUAUGGCUCAUGGUUUUCUUGUUACAAGACACAGUCAGACAACGGAAACACCACAAUGUCCUUUUGGAACAACUGCUGUUUAUAGUGGAUAUUCACUGCUCUAUGUGCAAGGCAAUGAAAGAGCACAUGGUCAGGACUUGGGGGCUUCUGGGAGUUGUCUUCGUAAAUUUAGCACAAUGCCUUUCCUCUUCUGCAAUAUUAAUAAUGUCUGCAACUUUGCUUCAAGGAAUGACUACUCUUAUUGGCUUUCCACCCCAGAACCAAUGCCAAUGAGCAUGGCUCCUAUCACAGGGGACGGUAUUAAACCUUUCAUCAGUAGGUGCACUGUGUGUGAGGUUCCUGCCAUGGUGAUGGCUGUUCAUAGUCAAACUAUUCAGAUACCUCAGUGCCCAGAUGGAUGGAUUUCACUAUGGAUUGGGUAUUCUUUUGUGAUGCAAACUAGUGCUGGUGCUGAAGGCUCAGGGCAAGCUCUGGCAUCCCCAGGAUCCUGUCUAGAAGAGUUCAGGAGUGUACCAUUUAUUGAGUGCCAUGGGCGUGGAACCUGUAACUACUAUGCCAAUACAUACAGCUUCUGGCUUGCAACAAUAGAGAAGAAUGAAAUGUUUAAAAAACCAACACCUUCAACGCUAAAGGCUGGAGAUCUACGCACACAUGUUAGCCGCUGCCAAGUUUGCAUGAGAAGGACAUCAUAAUGCUUCCUACUUUCCCUCAAAGAUAUGGUGCUAUUUGUUUAACAUGAAAAAGUCUACAAGUACUAUAUACCUGUACCUCACUAUUGUACAAUACAAAAGCAAGUAAAGUGCAUUUUAAGAACUCUCAUAAUUAACUCUGUUCUACCAAUUUUUGUCUGCCUCAAGAAAACAUCAAGACAAGCUCUGUCUAUGACAUGCAAAAUAGCACUUUUGAUGCAUUAAAUUAUAUACAUUAUAUAAUGUCAAGCACUGAUGAAAAAAACAGCAAUAGCUGAGUUCUUAUGUAAUAAGGUGCUAGGAGAUUUGCAGUACCUUUAUGCUGUGUUACUCCUCUUUAUUGUAUUAUAACAUCAGGUUAUUUUUCAGAAAUAUAAAUAUUUGUUGAAAUUAUUGUAUAAUUGCUUUAACUAGACUGUGCUUUUCCUGUCUGUACAAAGUUAGAUGUUGAGAUAUGUGAUUUUAUAGCUGAAAAUGGGACAGAGAGAAAUGUUUUCUACAGCUUGGCUUACUAGAAUGUCAUAUUUAAAUGAAAGCAACUAACAUAAAAAAACACACACGAAUAUCACUAUUGUAAAUAGUACUCUUGUUAAAAAGACAUUGCUUUGAACUGGAGUGCCGCAGAAAUAUUCAUCAAAUGAAUAAAUCUAGAAUUGAUUCCUUAACAGAAA
Messenger RNA from Xenopus tropicalis (tropical clawed frog), 5912 nucleotides. It is a transcript of the gene col4a1, whose product is annotated as collagen, type IV, alpha 1. Gene Ontology annotation, cellular component: extracellular matrix; basement membrane; collagen trimer. Lineage: Eukaryota; Metazoa; Chordata; Amphibia; Anura; Pipidae. The record is from RefSeq and is a predicted model, not a curated record. The coding region runs from base 235 to 5244 and encodes 1669 amino acids. Gene Ontology annotation, molecular function: extracellular matrix structural constituent. The transcript is spliced from 52 exons.